CCGACUUCUUCUUCACCCAAACCCCCAACCUCCAACCACGACCUGCGACAUCUCGUCCACCGUGUUCUAGCUGAAGCCGCUAAUCUGCUCCGUAAUUCGAGUCCCUUCUGAUACUUGCCAUCGACGACAAAAUGGAUCGCAUCAAGGAGAAAAUGAACCAGCUCCGCCUGGAGGCCGAGGAGUCGGCCAGCAAGGUUGAGGAGCUCCAGAACAAAGUCAAGACGCUCGAGCAGGAGAACCUGCAGAAGGAGCAGGAGAUCAUUUCUCUUACGCACAAGAACAAUGUGCUUGAGGCGGAGGUAGACAAACUCGAAGCUCAAGUCAAGGAACUCAAGGCCGCCGCCAGUGAAGGCCAGCAGCACGGAACCCAGAACGAAACGCUGACUCGAAGGCUCCAACUUCUCGAGGAAGAGGCCGAGGAAGCAGACCGUACUUUGCGGGAGGCCAACGAGAAACUGCGGCAGACCGAUGUUAAGGCUGGGCACUUCGAGCGGAAAGUCCAGGCUCUCGAGCAGGAGCGCGACCAGUGGGAGGCCAAAUACGAGGAGAUGGCCAGGAAGUACGCCGCCGUGCAGAAGGAGCUGGAGGACUUCCAGAACGAGAUCAACACCAUCUAAGCAUUGCGCUUCUUGGCCGGAAUGCGGGUUUCGUUGCGUCGAUCUCUUUAGCACGGAUUCGAGAUAUUUACGUGUGGCAUCUCACAUCGAUGGAGGAGGAUUGGAGGUGUAUCAGCCGUUUAGCACUGUCCAGGUAAAGUGUUGCGAAACACUGAGACCACAUUCCCCUCCUUGUCCAACCGGGUUGUGUGGAGUGGUUCGUGACGACGGGCUUUUAAAGGAAUGCCUUGGGCUGAACUGCAUUAUUAUCGUUUCCUCCUCUUUGCCCUCUGUUUCCGCGCUUCCAACUCUCGUUCAAUCUUGUUUCCAUACCGAAACUUCUUUUUCUUCUU
Molecule: messenger RNA, 949 nt
Organism: Thermothelomyces thermophilus ATCC 42464
Lineage: Eukaryota; Fungi; Ascomycota; Sordariomycetes; Sordariales; Chaetomiaceae
Exons: 3
Coding region: 132-617 (161 amino acids)
Source: RefSeq, a predicted model, not a curated record